Neopelma chrysocephalum (saffron-crested tyrant-manakin) is the source of this 1585-nucleotide messenger RNA. Its product is annotated as cytochrome P450 2J2-like. Gene Ontology annotation, biological process: arachidonate metabolic process; xenobiotic metabolic process. NCBI's taxonomy places the organism in Eukaryota, Metazoa, Chordata, Aves, Passeriformes, Pipridae. Gene Ontology annotation, cellular component: intracellular membrane-bounded organelle; cytoplasm. Gene Ontology annotation, molecular function: iron ion binding; oxidoreductase activity, acting on paired donors, with incorporation or reduction of molecular oxygen, reduced flavin or flavoprotein as one donor, and incorporation of one atom of oxygen; heme binding. The record is from RefSeq and is a predicted model, not a curated record. The transcript is spliced from 9 exons. Bases 1 to 1470 code for a protein of 489 amino acids.
AUGUUGGGGAUUUCUGAGAUUUUUAUGACUCUAGUAGUAUGUCUCCUGAUUUGGCAGUUCCUAAAGCUGCAAUGGGUGCGUACCCAGCUUCCUCCAGGACCAGUUCCUCUCCCCAUCAUUGGAAAUUUGUGGCUGUUGGACUUCAAACUUCGUCGAGAAACCCUCACUAAGUUAACCAAUAUCUACGGAAACAUCUACACACUGUGGAUGGGACAGACACCUAUGGUUGUACUGAAUGGAUACAAAGCAGUAAAAGAUGGCCUUGUCACCCACUCAGAGGAAGUUUCUGGAAGACCUCUCACUCCAUUCUACAGGGAUAUGAUGGGCGAGAAAGGUAUUUUCCUGACAAGUGGUCACACCUGGAAGCAACAGAGACGCUUUGUCAUGACAAUUGUAAGAAGCCUGGCACUCGGAAAGAACAAUUUGGAGCAUCAAAUUCAAACAGAGGCCUGUCGCCUUGUGGACACCUUUGCAAAUACAAAAGGCAAACCUUUUGACCCCCACACUUCCAUCGUCCAUGCCAUUGCAAAUAUCAUUUGUGCUGUUGUUUUCGGUCAUCGCUUCUCCAGUGAGGAUGAAUCUUUCAGGAAACUUAUCAAAGCUAUUUAUUUUGUGAUCUUCUUUCAAGCUACUAUCUGGGGCAGGCUGUAUGAUGCUUUCCCAUGCCUUAUGCACCGUCUCCCAGGGCCUCAUCAGAAAGUGUUUGCAUACAAUGACUUCAUGCACAGUUUAGUCAUGAAGGAGGUCCAGGCCUGUGAGAGAGAGAAGGCAGGUGAUCCACAGCAUCUCAUUGACUUCUACCUAGCUCAAAUAACAAAAACCAAAGAUGACCCUACUUCUACGUUCAAUAAAGACAAUAUGGUUCAGACUGUGGUUGAUCUUUUGCUGGGAGGGACAGAAACAACAAGCACCACCCUUCUCUGGGCAUUGCUCUAUAUGGUACAACAUCCAGAAAUACAAGAAAAGGUUCAGAGAGAGAUAGACGAUGUUGUGGAACCCUCCCAUCCCAUCAGCUACGAGGACCGUAAGAAGCUGCCGUACACCAACGCGGUGAUUCACGAGGCUUUGCGGUACAGCAACGUUACCUCUGUCGGGGUCCCCCGACAAUGCGUGAGGAGCACAACUCUGCUGGGCUUUCACAUAAAAAAGGGCACACUUGUAUUGCCAAAUCUGCACUCUGUGGUGUAUGACUCCGAGCACUGGGCAACCCCCUGGAAGUUCAACCCAGAUCAUUUCCUUGAUUUGGAUGGCAACUUUGUGAACAAAGAGGCAUUCUUACCUUUCUCAGCAGGGCACCGUGUGUGUUUGGGGGAACAGAUGGCACGGAUUGAACUGUUCAUCUUCUUUACCAACCUCCUUCGGGCAUUUACAUUCCAGCUGCCUGAGGGAGUAAAGGAAAUCAGUUCGGAGUAUGUUUUGGGUGCAAUACUGCAGCCUCAUCCAUAUAAACUCUGUGCUAUUCCACGCUAGUCUGCAACAUACUACAAUGCAGAGGCACUUCAACCUGUCAAUAAUUGCAGAUGCUUUAAAAAUACACACCACUAUCUCAACUGCAUUCAAAUAUAGGUAGCUCAGUACAGCAAAU